GGCGAGUGUAGGCACCGUAUCCGGGCGGUGUCACGACCGUAUCACGACCGGUAAACCGAAUGGUACUUUCCGAUUAGGUGGGUAGGCUACGUACGCGACGCUCUCGCCACAGUCCACACAGAGUACUUCUGUUGCAGGCUCGCAGCGGCAGUCCAUCCGCAGACGGUGCAGUCCUAUAACGGUCGUUCGCAAUGGGGAAAUUGUCGUUUCGGAAGUCUCGUGCGUGCGAAAAAGAGUAAGUGCAGCUUCACGCAACACGAACAAUACCGUUUAAAUGUCGAAAACGAUUUUUGUUAAAUCUAUUUUUUUAUUUUUAUCAUUACAUCACUCGGUUUUUGUUUUUUGUUGUUUUUUAUCCGUUCGCGUCGGUUACCAUACCGUGGUGAACGUCGUUAUCCGACAGUAUCCGAAUGUUCAAAUCGAACAUAUUUCAACACUAAUAGUUUAACAAUACAUUCAAUUAUUUAUUUUUCACUAUAGUAAAAUUCAGCGAACUUCGCGUUCACUAACCUGACCUACGCGGGAGUGCUUAGGUACAGUCGUGAUAUUGUGCACGGGGGAUUUUGAAUGUAUACAUUUUGUUUCAUUUUUUUCACCCGUCACGGAAUCGUUUGAGCUUUAUUUCAUCGAUGGUUUCUCAUUUUCUCAAUUCUACUCCUCGUACAUCCAAUGAGUAUUUUGGAGUAAAGAAAAUUACUUGGAUCAAUUAAUGUUGAUCGUGAUUUGUGCGGUAUAAUGACUAAUGGAUUGUGUUAUUGUUUUAAACGGAUCAUAUUGUAUUUUUUACUGUUGGUCGAUUGGAAUUUUCAAAUAUUUCUAAACGAAAAAUUAUUUCGCGUAAAAUAUCAAAUAUUUGUACAAAAAUCAGUAAACGUCAAUAUAACUACGAUUGAUAUGUUUCAUAAUUUAGUACGAUAUUAAGAUUAAUGUUACUUAAUAAUACGAUUGGGGUGACUCGAUAUUGAUUAUCGUAUACAUUUUUGACAUCCUUGCAAAAAAAAUUUUAAAAAAACAUCUAUUUUAGUCUUUGUUUACUAUUCGUAAACGGCGUGUCGUUCGAGUCUGGUAUCGGUUUGUUAUAAUUACGGGUUCGACCUACAAUUCAGUAUGCAAUUGAUGUGUGUAAGAAUCAUGGAAACAGGUUUUUAGAUACCAGACUGUUUUGUCUGGUACAUAACAGACGCAAUACGGCAGUAUUUUAACAAAUUUAAUUUACUAUCUACGCGAUUUUCUGCCUGUUGUUUAAUAUAAUAAUACGAAGCUAUUGAUAUUUUUAAUUAUUUACGAAAAACAUAAACUCUACGACAUUAUUGAGCGAAUUCAAUAAAACAAAUUUAAAUGAAUAUAAGUAGUUCAAAAAUGGAUCAAAUGUUUUCAAAAUAUUACCAGGUCUAGAAAAAACAAAUAUAAGUUUUUUCUGUCAACAUUUCAAGUCUCUAAGAUUAUUUUUAACUGAAUUAUAUUAAAACAAAACAAAAUUUAAAAUAAUAAAAUAAUUGUUUUCGUAAAUUUUUCCUUUUUGAUAAAUGCUCAAUAAUUAAUAAAAUGACAGAGAAAACUAAAACACAGAUUACUUAGUCAUAAACUAGAUUAAAAAUGCAACAAAAAAAGUCACUUUUCGUUUUUCUAUGAGAGAAAUAUUUAUGGUAGAAAACAUAAGCCGUACAAAUUUAAUAUAAUAAAAUCAUUGCGCAAUAAUUUGAAAAAAUCGUAUUUUUCAUCUUUUAUGGGUUUUCAAAACUAUUAUGGAAACACUUUAGAUAUAAAAAACCGACAUUCUUUGUCUGUGGGUAUAUAUUAAAAGAAACGUCAUCAAACUCUUGUCAUUUUUUAAUUAGAAUAAGAUUUCUGGUACUCGUAGAAAACAUCGUUUGUAAAAUUUAAAAUAAUUAAAUAAAGACGUCCAUAUUUCCGUAAAUAUUAAUGCAUUUUCAUUUUUUGGUUUUUCUUAAUUAUUAUGAAAUCUACUUAGGAUAUAUAAAAAAAAAAAAAUAACUUUCCAUAUCGACUAUAUGUUAAAAGGAAUAAAAUUUAUCUCUUGUUAUUUUUCAUUUUUUUAUUGGAGCAAUAUUUCUGGACCAGAAAUACUGGUAAAAAACACAAGUAGCAAAAUUUUAAAAUAAUGAAAUUGAUAACGUCAUGUUGCGCAAUUACUUCGAAAACUACAUAGAAAAUCAAAAAAUUACCUUUCAGAAAGUGUGCCACAUUUCAUACGUCAGAGCAAGAUUUCUAGUAGGAAAGUUGUUAAAAAACACAAAAAUAAAAAUAAAAACCAAUAGAUCCCUCGAUACGCUACAAAGAAUAAAAAAAAAUCACACAUCAUAGUAAAACCGAAUCUAAAAGACCCGAUAUUAUGGAUGUAUAUGCUACUGUUGAAGGUGUGUAGUCACGAAUGUAGGAUACAUAAAGUUAUUUAAUUUAUAUCUAUGAACGUAACGAAAAAUCAUGAAACGAAAAACGAUUUAGCGUGAUGUUACGCGCGUUUUUAAAUGCCGUAAUUUUUACGAUGUUCAUCAAAAUUGAAUCUUAAAAUGCUUUUAAAAAAACUAUACUUCAUUACGCCCAACUUUUUUUUAUUAUCCAUCUAAUAUAAUAACAUAAUAAUGUUAGCAUCGAAACAAUUAAGUAAAAUAAUAACAUGUGUAUACAAUUAAUAUAUUAUAAUAACAUAAUAUGGUAAUUUCAAAUUUUUAAUUUUUUCAGUCCCUUGCUCGGCCCAAGUUUUGAAUCCAAACCGAAAUGGUACCGGUCGCGGACCGUGUGGCUCCUAUUGCUGUUCGUAGCAUUUUUUGUAGGCAUCGCAGUGUUUAAAUUACACGAAUUAUUGAACAAGUCAAUAGAGGUAAAUACGAUGUCAAAUAUUAUUCUAAUAGGUAAUAAUCUACCUUCAAUUGUAAUCAAAUAUUGAUUUUAUUUUAGAAUAAACUCCAGGCUACUAGACUGAUGAGUAUAGCGACCGUCAACGAAGAAUACUUACAAAAAUGUGCGCCGCAAGUGACGUGCGAUCCUAACAGUAAAUAUAGAACAAUUAACGGGUCGUGUAACAAUGUUCAAAAUCCCACUUGGGGAGCGUCAAUGACCCCAUUUUACAGAUACAUGGAUCCUGUGUUUAGUGAUGGUAAUUGUUGUUUUAAGCGUUUAAAAUGUUUGUAUUGUAAAUUAUUACGAAAUCGACACUCAUAACCACGGAAAGGCGGAUUGUCUAAGUGUCUCAAAAUUUUAAAUAAUCUCCCCAAAAUUGGUGUGCUGAUAAUUUUUUUAUACUUGUUCAUAUUAAUAUGAUUAUAGGUAUAUCGAAGUUUCGUGUUCAAUCGGACGGAAGCCCAUUGCCAAAUGCUCGAACUCUCACGUUGACGCUGUUCCAAAACACGAGCAGAGUUUGCGAUCAUAAAAACAAUGAACUUUUGGUACCUUGGGGCCAGUUUAUAACUCAUGACGUGGCUUUUUCACCGGUCAACAGUGUUAACUCAUCAUUCCCAGGUAUGUACAAUAAUCAACGCACUAAUAAUGUUUACUUGAAAACGUUCAAUUUCCGUAUUUCAAAUUCUGAGCGAAGCUAGUAACACAUACCUGUUUUGAUUUUACUAUGACGAUAAUACCCCUUUUUUUUCUGACAGUGAACAAUUUUUUGACCAGAAACCGAAAAGAAUUGAAAAUAAUAUUAAUGUGGUUUCGAGAAUUUGUUUUUAAAAUCAUAGAUUGUUAUUUCGGUUUCGUUGAUGUCGAUUUUCUGAUACAUGUUGACGGUUAAUUUACAAAUCGUAAUUUUUAAUUUAGUCAAUUCGCUCAAUUCUUACUUCACCAUUGUUCUUAAAUCGUCAAUAUACAUAUGUUAAAAAAAAAAAAAUUGAAAUUUAGAUUUGUUCCGCAUAAUUUUUUACUCAACGAUUUUCGCCAAUAUUUGAUAUUAAAAUUCCUUUGUAAAAAAAAAAAUAAUACUCAAAUUUUAAAUUUUUUUGACCACAAAGUAAGACUCUUAAUGAACCUCCUGUUAAAUUUUCAAGCAUUUUUGUUAAAUCUAACAAUUUUACUAUUGUGCCUACUGAAUGAAAAUUACGUACAAAACUCGCAAAAUUUAAAUGUCUAUAAAAACCUCAAAAAUGGCUUAUAUUUUUUGAAAAUUUUACCACGUCUAUAAAAGGGAAAUUCUUUAGCCCCCAAAAUGAAUUGUUGCGCACUAGCCUCAUAAUGCCUAAUUGCGGCACUGCUCUCUAGACGUUACCUAUAAUUGCUAUUCGCCUAGUGGCUAUUAAUUUCGCGAUAAUUCGCCUAGUUAAAAUGACAAAUAUAUUUCCUCCUAAAAAUAAUGUUUUACGUAGUACGUUUGAUAAUAUUUGUUCAAGUACCUACAGAUUGUCUGGUGAAUGGUGGUAAUGUGAUAUGUCGUGUACAACCGCGGCGAUCAUUCGCGUCUUGGAAAAUAGAUGAUGUUUGACAAUUAUUUAUUAUAUUCGUAGUUGUAAUAAUAUGAGUUAGUAAUGAUUAUAAAUCGUCGUCCAAAUUGCGGUUAGACCAAUUAUAACGACAGACGGUAAUGUUGAUAAUUGAUUGUAUUUUAUAUUUAUUGUUCAUUGUUACAAAUAAAUAUGAACAAUUUUGGCCUCUUCCCCCCCCCAAAAAAAAAAAAAAAAUCCGAUAUCCACCACUGUUUAAUACGGUGAUGUUUUUUUUUUUAAUAUUUUCAUCCACGAUACUGGUAUCAACAUUUUUUUCAAAUAUAUAUUUUUGUUCAAUAAUAUAUACAGAUCGUCAGAGGCGUAGCUAGAGUGUUUACGGGGAACAAUGAAGAAUUGGGCAUAGCUCCAUGCCCACCUCUUCGUUGACAGUAUUUUUAAUAUUUAUAUAAUGUAAACAUCAUGAUCGUUUCAUGUUUUUCGCAUAAUAGCUACCGCUUACUUAACCAGCAGGUGUGUGUUUAAAUGCAACCAAUGAAAUUAACUUCAACAGAUAAAUAAUUUGAGUUUGUUUUUGGCAUAAUUAUGAUAUCCUAGUUACACCACUGGCUAUCAUUAUUCAUUUAUAUUUACUUGCGUUUUACGUUUAUAAUAUUAUGUAAUACUUAUUAUUAAUUUUACAUUAUUAACGAUGGCCCAAUUAAAAUUAUUUUAAUAUUAUUUUAAAAAUUAUACGUAGUUGUCAAUUAAAUUUGUUAAACACUUUUACAGAUAGUCUAAACCAUUGUUUGGACGUAAAUCCGCCGGCCGAUUGUGAGGCCAUUAUCAAAUUGUUUCCAGACGAUCCGACUUACAAAAAUUAUAACAUGACCAUUUUGAAAUUCAUGCGGCUCGUCACUUCGGCGAAUUAUAGUUGUCCUUUGGCUCCAGUUACCGUCGUCAGUUUUUUUUUUUUUUAUUUAAUUUAAAUUGGCCGUAUUAUCUUAAAACGAUUAUUAUAUAAAAAUAAUUCCAAUUUUCUCGCAGCUCGAUCAAAACACGCAUUUUAUUGAUGCAUCAAACGUAUACGGAUCCAACGACAAAUUGGCAAACGAGUUGCGUAUGUACAACGGAGGAAAAUUGAAAUCUAACAAAAUAAAAAACGAGGAGUAUUGUCCGCAAGAUCCGAGUAAACUACCUAAAAACGGAAAUGCUGGAGUUAUUGCAUUCGUCGCAGGUAAAUCGAUAAGUAUAUAACAGAUUAAUAAGUCAUAAGUGACAGUAAUGACUUGAAUCUCAUUGUCCUCAUUGUAUUAUUAUAGUAAAGUUAUUUUCAUCAACUGAUUGUAUUCGUAUUUUAAAUUAUUUAUUUUAUUUUUUUUUAUCCCGAUAUGUUAUUAAUUUUAGAUUCUGAGUGGAGUGAGGAAUAUAUUGGUUUUAAAUGAUGUUUAUUUUCUUUUUCUGUGAACAAAUUUAUUACCAUCAAUUUGGCUCCGAUUUACAAUGAUAACAAUUUUUAUGAAAAAAACUGGGGUGGGAUUUUAAGUUGCUCAUUUUUUAGUUUUCUCAAAAAAUGGAGAAAACCAGAAAAACAUGGAAAACCCGGGAAAAUAUGUGCAAUAUUAAACAAAUAUUAUUAAAGAAAAUGUUUAAUACAUAUAUAAUUAUUUUACCGUAAUAUAACAUAUAUAUUGUUGACAAAGUAACACUAUCAACCGAACUCCGCUCAGAAUCAUUUUUUCAUUAUCAAUAGCUAAUCCUUGUAUAUACAGAUAUAUAUUAAAUUCCCGUCUAUAUCAUAUUUUUCCCACCUAUAAUAGUGGCUGCACCCAUCUCCAUUAUCCUAGGACAGCUUUUUGGUUUAUUAUUUUAUUUUGUUAUGAUUCAGUUAAAAAUAUUUGCAAAAAAUUGAAGUUUAGAAAGAAAACUUAUAUUUGCUAUUUGUACACGUGGUAAAACAUUCAAAACAUUCUAGCCAUUUUUGAGCUAUUUAUAGACAUACUAUUUUUACGGAGUUUUUUACGUAAUUUGUGUUCGGUAGGUACUUACAGAUAUUUACAAAUUAAUAAAAAAUUUUAUUUAAAAAUAUUAAAACACGUUUUACCAAAUUUCGCUCAGAAUUAUCUUUCGUUUUGCAAUGAUUUAUCUUUGCGUAAAGAAUAUAAACAAAGUUCCACACCCUGUAAACCCAACGUUAUAUAUAAAUUAUAUCGAAAUUAAUUUGUCCCGCCGCGUUUUUUUUCCUGGGUAUCUCAAAACUUAUUAGAUACUUAAUUGAAUUGAUUAAUACCUACAAAAAUAUAAAUUAUUAAAUAUGUCUUGUUGGUUUACACAGGCGACGUAAAUGUUAACCAGAAUGUGGCUGUUGGAUUAUUUCAAAAUAUGUAUUUGAGAUUUCAUAAUUAUAUCGCUAAGAAACUGCAAGAACUUCAUCCCACGUGGGCCGAUGAAACGGUUUAUCAAGAAACGCGUAGAAUUGUCGGAGCUACUGUUCAGAUUAUUACCUACGAACAGUUUUUGCCAAUAGUUUUGGGUAAGCUACAAACAAAAAUAUUUAGGCGAUUACCAUUUUUUUUUUCAAAUUCGUAUUUUAAAUUCCGCAAAUGUUUGUUAGGCGAACAAUAUAUGCAAGACUAUGGAUUGACCAAUCCAACAAAUUAUGACCCUACGCUUAUUGUUUCCGUGGCACAAGAGUUUACUAGCGGUGCAUUUCGUUUACUCCAUAACAUAGUUCCUGCGCAAUUAAAGUAUGUAUAUACAAUCGAAUUUAUUAUUAAUAGUGAAUAAUAUUUAAAGUGCCCUAUGAGAUUUACUGUGAAAGUUAUAAUUUAUAUGCGUUUUUCUUAAUGAAAAAGUAGACAUGAUCAGUGGCACAACCAGGUGGGAUAAGGUUUAUAAUACCAAACAAUUUAAGACAAACAAACUUAGAAAUUUUUUUGAAAUUCAUGGAAUUAAUCUUUUUUUUGUCGUGCCACUGAAUAUAAGUUAGGUGGUUAGGUGUAGGUAAUAAAUCGAUUUUAGAUAUUAAAAUCUGAUUUUAUCUUAGCGAACAUCACACAUUUAAAAUAACCUUUACAAUUUUGAAAUCUGAAACUUAACCGAACCUAAACAUUAAAAAACAUACUUUCUCUCUGAAGAUGUCAUAUUAACUUGUCUGAUGUUAUGUAGGUAAGUAUAGAACGUAUCAUUCAAAUCGGUUAUUUUUUACUUCUAUGAUACACACCAAAAAGAAAGGUUGUUUUCCAUCUAUUUCAGGGUGCUUAAUAAUAUAAUUUGAUAGGUUUAUUGUACAUUACAUUUUAUUAUGGCUGUGUAGGUUGAUCGUGAUUAAAUGUAUGUAUUUAAGUAUUAAUGUGUUAAAAGUAUUUGGAUACUAAAUGGUAUUUAAAUAAUUUUAAAGUAUUUAUUUUUAAAAUAAAUAUUCGUUGAAUAUUUUUACUUUCGGAAUAUAUAUUAUAAAUUUAUACGCCGGUAUUGACGAAACUUUGAGCAACCAAUUAUGACGUAGGUACUCGUAGGAUCAAUGUUUAAUAAACGAAUAACUAAUUCGCAAACUAUACGAGCAUAAUAAUACACACGGUACACGAAAAAUGAAAAAAAUAUACAAUCGAAUAUUAUUAUGCCACGUUUACAUCAAGCUGACAAAACAGCAACUUUCUGUCUCGCAACAAAUCGGCGACAAAAUUGAGACAUUUCCGCGACAAAAGUGAUUCUGGCGACACAAUGUUCGUGUUUCUGAAGACAUUUUUGUGUCCGCUCAAAAGCCAUAAAUAUCAAAGGGUUUCUGUAUUUGGCAACAUAAGUCUAUUUGGUAUAAACGGGUGUUGCGACAUCCAACAAAUAGUAAUUGUUUAUACAAUUUUUUCCCAAAAAUUUUGAAUUUAAAAAUAUCAUUUUGUGUAUAAAAUAUAAUAAUAAUAAUAAUAAUAUACUAUAAGUUUUAAGUACCCACGAAUUUUGAAAAUUUUACCAUGUAUGGUAAAUAGUCAUAUACGAAUUUAGUAAAAAUUUAAGGUAUCUAUGGUUAUUAUUUUUUGAGUUUUUUUUUUUGGUUUUUUCUGACGCUUUUGAAAAUUAUAUUAAAUUUUGACUUUUGAAGAAAAACUAAUAUUUUUAUUAUUUUCAAUUUUGUUUUUAAUAUAAUUUAGUUUAAAAUAUUUAUAGAGACUUCAAAUUUUGACAGAAAACUUAUAUUUACUUUUUCUAGGCGUUUUAAAAUAUUCAAAUAUUUGAGCCAUUUUUGAACUAUAACUAUACAUUUAUACUUUGCGAGGUUUUUACGUAAUUUUGUUGGUACUCUAGCUGUGAAUAAAAUUGUUAAACUAAACAGAAAUGCUUGAAAAUUUGAUAGGAGGUUUAUUUAUAAAUCGUACUUUGUACGCCAUAAAUAAACGUUCUACUUAUAAGUACUCAAAGGGGAUAUCACAGCCACCCAACUCCAUAAAAAUGAUUAUUGUUUUUCAAUACUGUGUACGGGCAAAGCGACAAAUAAAAUCGAGUACAAAUACUCUGUUGUUUAGCCUUGAAAACGUAACAGAAUUACUUUCAUAAUAAAGAUUAUAAUCAUUUAACGUUUUCUAACUUUACAGUUUCGUGUCCAGUAAUUAUACCAUAUACGAAGUAGAAGAGCCUUCGAAAUUAUUCUUGAGACCCGAUUCUCUGAUAGGUAACGUUGACGGGUUACUUAGGGGCUUAAUGGAAACUCCCGGACGCGAAUCGCAAUCUUCUUAUAAUGAUCUAGUACGACAUACUUAUAGUCUUUUAUCUACAGUUAUUUAUUAAUUUUCGAUUUGGUAUGCUAAAUCUGUUUGUUUCUGUUUUAAGAUAACCAACAUCGUUAUUCAACUACCAUCAGAUAGUAAAACAACUAACGUUACCGGAUUCGAUCUGCUUUCGUACGACAUACAACGUGGCCGUGAUGUCGGGCUGCCACCAUACAAUAAAAUGAGAAAAUUGUGUGGACUGUCGGAAGCCGAAUCAUUUGACGAUUUAUCGAAUCAUAUACCGUCGGAAGUUAGUAUAAUUGCAUAGUUGUACGCGGAAUAUUGGUAUAAGAACGCUAUACAUCCACAUAUGUUAAUUUUAUCUAAGCUCCUCGUCGAUUACGUCGACGUGGUUCGAUUACUAUGUUAUUUAAACAAUUAAUUUGAUUUCUGUGUAGAAAAUCGAUUUGUUGAAAACAUUUUACUCCACGGUAGACGACGUUGAUUAUUACGUAGGGAUUCUAUUGGAAAACAAACAUAAUGGAUCUAUGGUCGGUCCGACUGGUAGUUGUGUAAUCGCCGAUAGUUUUUAUCGGUUUAGAAACGGCGACCGUUUCUUUUACGACGUCCAAAAUCAACCAGGCAGUUUUACAACAGGUUAGUAAUUUUUUAUUUCAAUCCUUGGAUUGGUUAAUCAAUUGACGUUUCUCUCCAUCUUUUCUUAUCGCUUAUAGUUCUUUUAAACUCAUCAUAUAUAUUUAUUCCAAUACUUUCAAUCAUUUGCUUCAUGAACAACGUCCUUCCCUUAAGUAUUAAUCCUUAGAUAACGUCCAAUAUGUGUAUUUAACUUAUUUCUUCAUUUCAAUUAUCUCCCUUUAUUUGUUUAUUAUUCCCCGAAACCACGCUUUAAUUUUGGCGUUCUUAGUCAUAAGAACUAUCCACGUAUCAGCUCCGUAUAUAGUGCAACGCUCUAAGCAGUCGUUUUGAUAAGGUAUAAUUUAUAUCUGUAACCAACGAUACACUAUUGUUAAUGAAAAACAAAUCGGAGCAAAGUUCGGUUGUAUAUUUUUUAAAAGGCCACAAUAUUUACGAUAAUUGUCAAAAUUUGAUUUUAAAACUAAAAUAAAAAAAAAAAAAUAUUAAAAAAAAACCUUCUACGUUGCAUUCAAUUCUUUUGUUACUAAUUACGACUUAUAAUAAACCUUUUAUCAAAUUUUCAAACAUUUCUGUUUAAUCUAACAAUUUUAUCCAUAGAGUACCUUCCAAAUAAAAAUUACGUAUAAAACUUCUAAAAUUAAAAUGUAAAAUAUGUGUACAGAUCAAAAAUAACUUAAAUAUUUUAAAAAUUUUACCACGUCUUGAAAAAAGAAAUAUAAGGUUUCUAUCAUUGAAUUACAUUUAAAAAAAAAAAAACUAAAUUUAAAAGAAAUAUUUUCAUACAUAUUUUCGUUUUUUCUACGUAUUUUUCUGUUUUGCUCAACGAUUUAAAAAACUAUAAAGGAAAUCAAAAAACGACUUUCUUACUCACGAACUAGAUUAAAAAUUUAUCUAAAAGGUCACUUGUCGUUUUUCUAUAUAAGAGCAAUAUAUAUGGUAGAAAAUAUAAGUAGUAAAUAUUUUAAAUAAUGAAAUUGUUGCGCCAUAAUUUAAAAAAAAUCAUUUUUUUUGGCUUUUCCAAAUUAUUAUGAAAACUACUUUAAAUAUGAAAAAUGAACUGCACUUGAGUGUGGCUAGAUAUUAAAUUAAACAAAAUCAAUUUCUUGUCAUUUUUUUAAUUGGAGCAAAAUUUCUGGUAGAAAACAUCGUUUGAAAAAAUUAAAAUCAAUGAAAUCUGUAGCAUCAAGGCGCAUCGUAAAUAUUUGCGUUUUACCCAUAAUUUUUUUUCCAGUUUUCUCCGAUUAUUUUAAAAACCCCUUGAACAAUCAAAAAAUCAUCUCCCUAUGCAUCAAUAGUAUAAAUUUAUCUUUUAGAAAAGAUGUUACUCUUAAUAGUUCGAAGCAAGAUUUCUAGUAGGGAAGUUGCUCACAGACAAAAAAAACGAUCUAUACGCUCUGAAUCGAAAAGAACUGUGCUAAUGAUUCGUAUAUAUAAUCGUAAUACUUAAUACAUGUUAUUUAAUACAACAUUUUACAAGACUUUAAAUAAAAAAUUACAUUUUUUUAUAUUUUUUUUAAAAUUUUACAUUUGCUUACAAUUUAAAUAUUCACAGUGAAAAAUCCAACCAUUGCCAAUAUAUCUACAACUUCAUUAACCAUAACUAGCACACAUCUGUGUGUAUAUUGAGGAGAGCUAAUCCCUUUAAUCUGUUUUCCUAAAGUAUGGUUUAAAACUUUGAAAUUAUUGUUUAUAAAUAAUAUAAAAUAAAUUCAAAUUAAAAUUUGUUCUUUUUAAACAUUUAUAUUGUCCAAGAAGUGGGUCCUGACCCAGUACCCACUCCCUUUGUGGGAGUGGGAGUACUACCCACUGGGUGAAAUUAUUAACCUUUUCAGUCUGAUAUUAGUUUGUCAAAUAUUAAUCAAGUAUUAUAAUUCUAAUUUCAGACCAAAUCAACGCGUUAAGGAACAUAACGUUAAGUCAUAUAAUUUGCGUUACGUCGCAUUUAGAACACGUUCAAACGGAUACUUUUAGCUUAGUCGAUCAUAUGUAAGUACAUAAUUAGUUACAACUGUUUCGUUGUAUGUUUUAAUAAUUAUAUAUUCUUUUCUAAAUUCCAAUAUUGUGUGUUUUCUAGACGAUUGAUGAAACUUAAACCUAGCUGUGAUACUUACAAAAUCGACUUAGCCGCAUGGUGAACGAUUCCAACAACAUAAAUUAUAAUUAUUAAAUCAUACAUAUUUAUUAUUUAACAUUUUAAGUGCUUAUUUAUAUUUACGGUUUUGUAUAUUAUUUUUACGAUAUUAUAAUACAUAAGUUUGUGCUUCGACAGUAUGUUUAUAAAAUACGUGACAUAAGUAUUUGAUAAAAAAAAUUGUUGUUCCAUAAAAUAAAAACUGAGUUAUAAUAUUGCAUUUUAUAGAACGCAUGAACCGUAGGUACACAUUUUAUUGUAUUUUUUUUUUAUGAAAUGUACCAUAUUAUAAUAUGUUUUAUUAAACUAAAUGUACCCGCAUGGCUUUGUCCGUGCCAUAUUAAAUGUAUAUAAUUGUGAUCUCCUACCCAGCUACCCUCCGCCCUUUCAUCAUAUUAUGUCAUACAUUGAAGCUUUCAAUUUAAUUAUAAUUUAAUUAAAAGUUUAUGUUAUCAUGUCUAUUGUUUACAGUCUCUAUCAAUGACUAGAAAAUCCGACUCUAGGAAAGGAG
Cinara cedri is the source of this 12375-nucleotide messenger RNA. NCBI's taxonomy places the organism in Eukaryota, Metazoa, Arthropoda, Insecta, Hemiptera, Aphididae. The record is from the annotation of a GenBank genome assembly.